This is a messenger RNA of Phanerochaete carnosa HHB-10118-sp, 1645 nucleotides long. RefSeq lists its product as uncharacterized. The record is from RefSeq and is a predicted model, not a curated record. Lineage: Eukaryota; Fungi; Basidiomycota; Agaricomycetes; Polyporales; Phanerochaetaceae. The coding region runs from base 248 to 1603 and encodes 451 amino acids. The transcript is spliced from 4 exons. Gene Ontology annotation, molecular function: protein binding.
AGCACGUCACAUACCGCUCCCCUCCGUCCUUUCGUCCCCCCUUUCAUCUCAGGACCCCCUGUAUCUUUAUCUUUUUACUCUUCUACGCUAGGUGUGUGCCGACAUACACAUCAUGUACGCACAGUCGUCGCGCCCGCAGUCGAUGGUAGACCCAGAAUACAGGCCCUCGCCGGAAUUUGCGUCAGAGGCACGGCAAUACUCGCCUUCACGACGUUCGCGGUCGCGUCUGAGAGGCCCACCCGAAGACAUGCCGCCGCAGCAGUACGAUUACAACGCCGGACCUGAAUCGUUUUCGCCCGACGGCGACGAUUUUUACGCUGGCUCGCAAGCCAACUUCAAUGAACCACCCGUCUUGACUUCUCAAUCCGUGCGUUCAUCUUCGCCCAUCGGUCCCCAGCCCAUCCUCGACCACUCGCAUCUACGACCCGGGAAGCAAGCUGCACUACUUUCCCAUGGGCAGACUCUUGAGCUCUACCGCGCAAAUGCCAAGAAGACAUCUGACCCAGACUUGCAAUUUGAGUUUGCGGUAUUCAUGAUCGACGCCUCAAAGACGUUACCCAUACCGACACCGACGCCAGGAAACGUCAUGGAGGUGGAGAAGGCGAUUGAGAAGCGCGAGGAGCUCAUCCGGGAGGCGACUUCCCUGCUGAAGCGCAACGCCGAUCGAGGUCAUAUGCCAUCGCAGUACUUCCUCGCGGACUGCUACGCGAACGGCAUUGGGACGCACAAGAACCGGCAGGACUUUGACCGCGCGUACCCCCUCUUCGUGCUCGCCGCCAAGCAUGGACACCCCGAUGCUGCCUACCGCGCGGGGACAUGCUGCGAGAAUGGGUGGGGUUGCCGACGUGAGAGCGCGAAGGCGUUGCAAUUUUACCGUAAAGCUGCGGCCGCGCUACACCCUGGCUCGAUGUAUCGUCUCGGAAUCGCAGAGCUCAACGGUGAACUGAGUCUCUCGAAAAACCCGAAGGAGGGCGUCAAGUGGCUAAAGCGGUCUGCGGAGCACGCUACGGCCGAAUUCCCACAUGCGCUACACGAACUCGCGCUGUUACACGAGCGUGGAAUCGACAACGUGCUCUUCGUUGACUACGAGUACGCGGCGGAGCUACUUGCUCAGGCGGCAGAGUUGGGGUAUGCGCCGAGCGCGUACAGGCUGGGCGAGUGCUACGAGUAUGGAAAGAUGGGCUGUCCACAGGACCCGGCGUUGUCCAUUCACUACUAUAACAUUGCCGCCCAACAGAGCCACCGAGAUGCUUGCUUUGCCCUAACAGCGUGGUACCUGGUCGGCUCACCAGGUGUUUUACCACAAUCGGAUACGGAAGCGUUCCUCUGGGCGAAGAAGGCCGCGGAGGCGGGGCUUGUCAAGGCGAUGUACGCCGUCGGCUACUUCCUUGAGGUUGGCAUCGGCACCGACCCCAACCUGCCAGAAGCGAUCAAAUGGUACCGUCGCGCAUCAGAGCUAGGCGACAAACGUGCGGCGCAGCGGCUAAAGAGCUCGAACCCCGUGGAGCGUGCGCCAGGCGGGCCUGGCUCUGUUCUCCAUCGCGACAGCAAUGACGAAGGCAACGGCAAAGGCUCGAAGGACAAAGAGUGCGUCAUUAUGUAGUCAUGUUGCUGCGGGGCAGGCCGAUAUGCGCGCGGUGCGCAA